Molecule: messenger RNA, 2050 nt
Organism: Hyphopichia burtonii NRRL Y-1933
Lineage: Eukaryota; Fungi; Ascomycota; Pichiomycetes; Serinales; Debaryomycetaceae
Gene: MODF
Product: Modfp
Exons: 1
Coding region: 26-1669 (547 amino acids)
Cellular component (GO): mitochondrion
Molecular function (GO): ATP hydrolysis activity; ATP binding
Source: RefSeq, a predicted model, not a curated record
CGUACUUCUGCAAUUGUUACCUAAGAUGCUUAUUGCCAGGAGAUUGUAUAGUCAGUUCAAGCCGGCUGACCGGUGUCUUAUUCGCAUCAAGGACGCAUUAUUCCAAGCUGGUGUUGGAUCCAAGGAUAACCCGGUGUUCGGUAAACCGAUUGAGAAAUUUGAAGCUUAUAAACCAGGAAACGGGACUGAACAAGAAUCGUUGUGGGCAGUGACUGGACCGGCCAAGUCACUUUUUCUAAAUGUUUUGGCCGGGAAGUAUAUUCCCAAUCCUCCACUUUCCCGCCAGUAUCCCUUUAUGGCUAAGACGUAUAGGUAUGAUCAAGUACAAUUUCUCAAUUUUAGAGAACUGAGUGGAUUAGAUUCUGUUCACAUGUCUGCCAGAUACGAAAGCUAUUCAUAUAAGGGGGCUUUAGAGAUGAGUGAUGAUGUAAAUUGCGUUAAGAAUUAUAUUACCGGUAAUAAUAAUUAUAAUAAGAAUAAGGAUGGAGAAGAUGAAGAGUACGUGAAGAAGUUAAUGAAUUAUUUCAAUUUGGACCAUCUUAGUGGGAAAUGGAUUAAUUCGUUGAGUAAUGGACAGAUGAGACGAGCCCGUAUUGCCAAAGCGUUAAUUGGGAAUCCUAGUUUAUUAAUAAUUGAUGAUCCAUUUUUAGGAUUAGAUCCAGAAGCAACCGAAUUAGUUUCGCAGAGUUUAUAUAAAGUUAGCCAGGAAUUAUCAACCGGAAUAAUUAUUGGAUUGAGAAUGCAAGAUAAGGCCCCCGAAUGGAUCAGCCAUCUUUGUUAUAUCACCGAAGAAGAAGGGUUGAAAGAUUCCGGACCGAUUAGUGAGAUUAAACCUAAAAUUGAAAAUGAAUUGAAGCAAGUCUCCAAAUUACAUUCGCAACAUGAAAAAUCAUUACGUUUACAGGAGUCGCAGUUAGAAGCUAUCAAUAACGACCAGCUUUGUCCUGACAGUAUCCCACACAUUGAAUUCAAAGGAGCCUCAGUUGUUUAUCGAGGAUUACCAGUAUUGGAAAACUUUUAUUGGAAAGUCGAAAAAGGAUCUAACUGGAGAAUCUUGGGCAAUAACGGUACCGGUAAAACAACCUUGCUUUCUCUAGUUACCGCCGACCACCCGCAGUCCUGGAGGUCCGUGGUCUCAAUCGAUGGAACCGUUCGUAAAACUGGUAAUGGGAUUUCAUUUUUCGAUGUCAAUAAUAAGAUUGGAAUCUCAUCUCCAGAGCUACACGCCUUGGUGCCGUCCAGUUCUAGAACCAUGUACGAGAUCAUCUAUAAUGGGUUGGUUAAGGAUGUGGGUAACUCUAAUUUUCAAUUUAGAGGUGAUCCUGCUAAGAUUGAUCCCUUUGGCAUGCAUAUCUUAGAUAAAUUUCAAGAUCGAUUAUCUCUAAAUGGCAACAAGCUUUUCGGAGAGUUAUCUAUAAGCGAUCAAAAGCUUUGUCUUUUCCUAAGAGCAAUUAUCAAGAAUCCAGAGAUUCUUAUAUUAGAUGAAGCCUUUUCUUGCAUGGACGACGAAGCCAUAAUGGCCCGAUGCCACGAGGUCGUCGACCACGAGUUGAAACACACCACGGUGCUAGCAAUCGGCCACAUCGACUGGGAAAUCCCACAAUGUAACUACUUGUUGAAACUAACUGGUGAUAACAACCGUAGUUAUCAAUUAAUGAAAUACCUUUAGCAGCAAAAAAUAGCUUAUUAACAAUAGACUGAAAUGCACGGGUGUAGACUCGGGACUCUCUUUUAAUUACCCACGUUUUUGUGUAAAAUUGUCUCUCGCUCCGGGUGUUUUGUGCCAAAAAACGUCAUUUGCGGAACGCGCGCGAAAAAAACGACAACGACACAACGACACAACGCCUACUAACACCCGCUGGCGGAACCUUCUGGCGCACUGGAGAGCUGACAGACUGGAGAGCUGCCAGACUGGAACACUGGCAGACUGGUUUACGGCUGGCAUUAUAUAUCAUACCCACGGGCAGCUUGUAGAAGGUGUCGCUUAUCUACAGGGAUACAUUGUGUAGGGAAAUUGGGUUCAGCAGGCUUUGUUCCCCUAUUUUUCUGA